Paraphaeosphaeria sporulosa is the source of this 4011-nucleotide messenger RNA. RefSeq lists its product as uncharacterized. The transcript is spliced from 5 exons. The record is from RefSeq and is a predicted model, not a curated record. NCBI's taxonomy places the organism in Eukaryota, Fungi, Ascomycota, Dothideomycetes, Pleosporales, Didymosphaeriaceae. Gene Ontology annotation, cellular component: COPII vesicle coat; endoplasmic reticulum exit site. The coding region runs from base 160 to 3903 and encodes 1247 amino acids. Gene Ontology annotation, molecular function: protein binding; structural molecule activity. Gene Ontology annotation, biological process: COPII-coated vesicle cargo loading; endoplasmic reticulum organization; endoplasmic reticulum to Golgi vesicle-mediated transport.
GCUGCCUAAGAAUCUCGCCCCGUGUCCAGAUACAUUCCGCCUGUCGCCUCCACUCGUCUUCUCCCCUAUUUCUUCCUUCAACUUCCCGAGUUGCAGCCCCCGAAUUUUGCACACCAGCGUCUUGUUCGUCUGGUCUGACAGCUGCGAGCGACCGCCGCCAUGGUCCGUCUCCGAGAAAUACCCAGAACGGCCACCUUCGCGUGGUCGCCUGGGCCGAGGCAGCCAUUGAUUGCUACGGGAACGAAGGCGGGCGCCGUCGACGCAGACUUCUCAAAUGAUACCACGUUGGAGCUCUGGGAGCUCAACUUGGACAGCGCGGAGCAGGGCAUUGAGCUGCAGCCCGUCGCUACUGUGAACGUAGAAUCGAGAUUCAAUGGCAUUGCCUGGAGUCAGCCGAGCGAGUCGUACCCUCGAGGAAUAAUAGCGGGCGCAUUGGAUAGCGGGGCAUUGGUGCUCUGGGAUGCGGAAAAGCUGCAGAAGGGAGAAAGCGAUGCGCUUAUAGAGCAGAUCGACAAACACACCGGCCCCAUUCAGGCCAUCCAGUUCAACCCCUUCCGACCCAACAUCCUCGCCACCGCAGGCGCUAAGGGCGAGCUCUACGUCCACGAUCUCGACGAUCAGUCCAAGUCAUUCCGCCUGGGCAAGGCGGGCGCGAACCCAGACGAAUAUACCUCGUUGGACUGGAACAAGAAGGUGGCACACAUCCUCGCAACUGGCAGCAGCGGAGGCUUCGUCACCGUGUGGGAUGUGAAGCAGAAGAAGGAGAACCUCACAUUGAACAAUUAUGGCAGGAAAACAGUGAGCUCAGUAUCAUGGGACCCCGAGGUUCCCACGAGGCUGGUCACAGCCAUCCCCACAGAUCAGAACCCACUGGUACUGGUGUGGGAUCUCCGAAACUCGAAUGCUCCGGAGAAAACGCUCCAAGCCCACGACCAGGGCGUGCUUUCAAUUUCAUGGUGUGUGCAGGACAGCGACAUCCUGCUGUCCGCUGGCAAAGACAACCGAACGAUCGCGUGGAACCCGCACACGGGCGAAUAUCUUGGAGAGUUCCCCGUCGUGACUAACUGGACGUUUCAGACGGCUUUCAACCCCUCGAACCCAAACUUGCUCGCCACUGCGUCCUUCGACGGCAAAAUCGCCGUCCAGUCUCUCCAAAACACCGGCGCUGGAGCCGAGCAAACGAAGUCGACCGCACAGGCAUUGGAUGGCGAAGACUUCUUCUCGAAGACACACGUUGAACCACAGGGCGCUUCUUUCUCCUUGAAGGCACCGCCAAAGUGGCUCAGACGGCGCGCCGGUGUGUCGUUUGGGUUCGGUGGCAAGUUGGUCCGCUUUGGCAUUGCAGAAGGUAAAUCGAAGGUCAGCAUAUCCACCUUCGAAGUGGACUCCGAUAUUGGCGCAGCAAGUGAGGAGUUCGCCAAGACUCUGGAGCAAGGUGAUCUUGCCGCUAUCUGCGAAUCGAAGAUCGCGAAAGCGAGCACAGAUGAAGAGAAGGCUGAUUGGAAGGUCAUCGAGACGCUCAUAUCGGACAGCCCCCGUAACCACCUUAUAGAAUACUUGGGCUUCUCAGGUGUUGAACAGGAUGAAGAGGUCGAGGAAAAGAAGGAGUCUGCAGGAACCGAUGGUGCAGAGGAGGAAGGGGCUUCUUUCUUCGACCAAUCGGAUGAAGGAGGCAACUUUCUCUCUGACCUCGCGGCAUCCAAAGGCGCAAAGACAAACAACCCGUUUUCGAUCUACUCCGGCUCCGAAUCCGAUGCCGACAAGAAGAUCACUCAAGCACUCAUGCAAGGUUCUUUCGAGACAGCCGUGGACGUUGCUUUGAAGGAGAACAGGCUUUCUGAUGCAUUCAUGAUCGCCAUUUGCGGAGGAGACAAGUGUAUUGCGAAGGCUCGAGCAGCAUACUUUAAGAAGCAAACAGACGGCCCCAAGUACACUCGUCUUUUAGCUUCGAUUGUCGGAAACAACCUUUGGGACGUGGUGUACAAUGCUGAUCUGAAGGAUUGGAAGGAAGUCAUGGUCACUCUCUGCACAUACGCUGAUAAGACCGAGUUCCCCGACCUCUGUGAAGCCCUCGGUGACCGGCUGGAGGAAGCCAUUACUGAGGAGACAGAGUCUUACCGAAAAGACGCCUCUUUCUGCUACCUGGCAGGUGCGAAACUUGAAAAGGUUGUCGUCAACUGGGCACAAGAGCUGCAGGAGAACGAGGCUGCAAGCGUUGAGAACUCUACCGGCGACAACAGCUUCUCCAUCCACGCAAAGUCUCUGCAGGAUUUCAUUGAAAAGGUCACCGUCUUCCGACAAGUCACCCAGUUUCAGGAUCAGGAGCAGACUAAGGAGGCAGAUUGGAAGCUCGGCCCGCUAUACGCUAAGUAUGUUGAGUACGCCGAUAUCGCCUCUGCACACGGCAAGCUGUCCAUCGCUGAGAAAUACCUGGAUCUCCUACCCGAAAAGUACCCUGCUGCAGAUGUGGCAAGGGACAGGGUCAAGAAGGCGACAAGAAAGGCAGCACCACAAGCAGCUCAACGACAGACCCCAGCUGCUUCCGCUCAACGUGCCUCCCGAGUGGUACCUACCUACCCAGCCCAAACGCCUGUGUCAGCGAUCCCAGUUGCCGCUCCAUUGCAGCAGCCUGGCUCUCAGUAUGCCCCACCUAACCCCCUCGCACCUCAAGCACAGAAGCCUGCACCAUCCUACACUCCAGCACCUAGCCGGAAUGCCUAUACUCCUGCAGGAUACCAGCCAAGCGCCCCGUCUGUGCCUCAAUAUGGUGGAUACCAGCAACCUCAAGCAAACCCUCUUGCACCACCUCCGCGUAACUUCUCUAGCUCUCCUUCAGUAGCACCCGCAGCUACCCAGAAGAACAUUCCUAAUUGGAAUGAUAUGCCAGAAGGCUUUAUUGCGCCGCCAAAGCCAGCGUCACGUCGCGCCACUCCUCUCAAUGCUGUAAACUCACCAUUCGCUGCCCAGCAGGGUCCCCCUCAACCUUUCGGGGGCCCUUCGCCGACGUAUCCUCCACAGUCAAGGCCAACUCCCCCACCGCCACCAAAGGGACCGCCGCAAGGCCCACCUCGUAUCUCGUCACCACCGACAUCUGCGAAUGCUGCUCCCAGCCCAUACGCUCCGUCGGCCCCUUCGAAUGCGUACACCCCGCCGCCAUCGAGCUUUGCUCCCCCGCAGCAACCUCCUGUUCCCCGCGGUACUUCGCCUUACAACCCUCCCCCAUCGUCCGCCCCGCCGUCCAACCGCUAUGCUCCUGCACCCGGGUCGACGCCUUCAGGACCGCCAGCGGGUAUGCCACCUCAACGACAGGUCGCGCCACCGCCAACUCAAUUUGGAGGUGCCUCGCCCUACUCCCCAGCGCCGUCCUCUUACGCUCCAGCACCGGGAGCGCAGGCACCACCUCAGGCAGCGGCACCGCCCCCAGGAGGUCCGCCACAAGGCCCACCGAGAGCCGGCCCUCCACCGGGCGGUUUAUUCCAGACAGGUCCUCCAAGGCCAGACUCGCGUCCGGGGACCGCUUCCUCACAACGAGCGGCCCCCGCUGCACCCAAGCACCCCGCCGGCGACCGGUCUCACAUCCCUGAUGCAUCUCGUCCCAUCUACGAGAUCCUCAACGCAGACAUGCAACGCGUGAAGGCCAAGGCUCCUGCCAACUUCAAGGCACACGUUGCAGAUACCGAAAAGCGGCUCAACAUUCUGUUCGACCACCUGAAUAACGAGGAUCUACUCAAGGCGGACACUAUCCAGCUUAUGAUUGAGCUUGCAGGACAUAUGCAGGCCAGACAGUACGACGAAGCAAUCGCGUUGUUUACGGAUCUGAUGACGAACAAGAGCGACGAGGGUAGCAACUGGAUGGUUGGUGUGAAGCGCUUGAUUCAGUUCAGCAAAAGCACGCCGCAUUAGAUGGGAGAGACAAGACGGGACGUUCCAGCGCAUAGUGGCAUGCAGUGGGCGGAUUGAUGUGAAUUAGCGAUGUAUGGUUUAUACAAGAAUUGAUGAUGAGACUUGAGC